Molecule: messenger RNA, 959 nt
Organism: Suillus subalutaceus
Lineage: Eukaryota; Fungi; Basidiomycota; Agaricomycetes; Boletales; Suillaceae
Exons: 10
Coding region: 129-917 (262 amino acids)
Source: RefSeq, a predicted model, not a curated record
GGGAUUUAUGCCAAUUCCCUUGUGAUGGAAGGCAUGGGUUUUAACUGGACAGCCUGCAUCAGCUGUGGCGGCGGUGGACAGGUCAUUUAAUAUGACUUGCAAAGUGGACCAAGUUAACACACUACAUCAUGAAUGUCACCAAUCCCACCACCCCAACCGCCCCACAGAACGUACUCCCUCCAUUCAAUGCAUACAUCAUGAUUGGGCCAGUGGUGCUGGGUGCCCUCAUUAAUGCCUGCCUCUUCAGCGGUCUCGUCGUUCAGAUUUAUAUCUAUUAUGCAAAUUUCCCCGACGAUCAUCGAGUGAUGAAACUCACGGUAGCAGCCACGCUCGCAUCGCAGAUUGCACACGUGAUUUGUGUAUCAGCGACACUGUGGAAAGCUGCUGUCAGUGGCUACGGCAACCCUCUGACGCUGUCGGUCUUCCCACAGGGAGCAGACGCAGUUAUCCUCUUCACUGCAAUUACAGGGGCACUGGUAGAGUCAUCCUUCGUGUUUCGGUUGUGGAAGCUUUCGAAAACACUUACUCUGCCCCUUGUCUCGCUGGCACUCUGUUUAUUGGCUCAGUCUAUUGCGCUCGUGAUGACAGUGAAAGCUUUCGCCAUGACAAACCUUGUGACAUUCGAAAUUGAUGAAAACAGACUGAUCACGCUUUCGCUCACCUCGCGUCUGGUUUGUGAGUUGACACUUACUCUGUCCAUGGUGUGGUACCUGAGGAAGCAACGGUCAUCGACAUUUUUAAGGAUGACGACGAUAAUUGACCGUUUGGUUCUGUGGACUCUCGAAACUGGCCUUAUUACUAGCCUGGUUGUAGUCUUUAUCAUGAGCUUCUUCCUGGCAAUGAAGCAGAAUUACAUAUGGGUUUCGAUAUAUGCAAACCUUGCUACUGUGAAUGCGAACUCGUUACUUGCAUCGUGAGCUUUCUUGACUGAUUUGGUGACGCACUCACGUGGUUGUAGG